Messenger RNA from Solenopsis invicta (red fire ant), 4268 nucleotides. It is a transcript of the gene fd102C, whose product is annotated as forkhead box protein D1. Gene Ontology annotation, biological process: cell differentiation; anatomical structure morphogenesis; regulation of transcription by RNA polymerase II. Lineage: Eukaryota; Metazoa; Arthropoda; Insecta; Hymenoptera; Formicidae. The record is from RefSeq and is a predicted model, not a curated record. Gene Ontology annotation, molecular function: RNA polymerase II cis-regulatory region sequence-specific DNA binding; DNA-binding transcription factor activity, RNA polymerase II-specific.
AAACCCGUCAGCAAGGCAGUCACACUCGGCCGAGGAUCGUAAAUCAUGAACAGUCCGCUGCUCAGUGCGCAUCGCGACAAACAGGGUAAAAACUGUCGGAAAACAGGGACUGCCGCGAUUGUUGGCGGCGCGACGUCGCCACCCCUGGAGCGAUAAUUUACGACUCCAAUAUUGGGAGCCCCGUGCGUAUCUGGGAACGAUAACGGGCGGCGAGUUUAGUGCGCGGAAAAGUGCUCGGGAGAUCUCGAUUUCUUUUCUCCGAUGUCGGUUCUCCAAUCCGACAAUUCCAUGACCACGUAGUCCAACGCGGAAAACCGUCGCUGACCGCGAUCGCGACGAGCGCUCCCCCUCAGUGGGGAGGACGCGAUCAGUGGUGUCGUCCAGAAUCAAGGAUCGGUGUUGGAGUCGGUAGACAUCGUCAUGUGCAGCAACGAGAGCCCGCCGCCGGCGAAGGAACCGCUAGCCGUUGGCCUGGGUAACCCGAUGGCCGGCUUUCUCCCAGGUCUCGAGCAUUAUCGGCUGCAUCUGUACCAUUACGCGAUGGCGGAACGGUUGCGACUGGCGCAGCAGAUGCAGCAUCCCGGCGUGGCCCAUCAGCCUUCGGGGGCGCCAACGGCUCACCUGAGCAUGGGCCCGGGAUUUCCGGCGCCGUUACCUUUGUACCCGGCGGCCGCCGCCGCGGCUGGCUACCCAGGCCGAUUGGCACUGUCCAUGGCGCUGCUGCAUCCGCAUCACCAACGGAUACCCGAGGAACCCAAACCUCAGCACAGUUACAUCGGCUUGAUCGCCAUGGCGAUACUGUCGUCACCAGAGAAGAAACUCGUGCUGUCCGAUAUCUAUCAGCACAUCCUCGAGCACUAUCCUUAUUUUCGCACCCGCGGCCCCGGUUGGCGUAACUCUAUCCGACACAAUCUCUCGCUGAACGACUGCUUCGUUAAGUCCGGCAGGAGCGCUAACGGUAAGGGUCACUACUGGGCGAUUCAUCCGGCGAACCUGGAGGAUUUCCGGCGUGGCGACUUCCGCCGACGCAAGGCCCAGCGUAAAGUGCGUCGACACAUGGGCCGACACAUGGGCUUGGCGGUAGACGAGGAACCGGAUAGUCCCAGCCCACCGCCCUUACCCGCCACUCCGCCACCUCCGACGACUCUCGGUCCCACGGUAGCCUCGCAACCGAUAUCUGCAUUGUGGGCGCCGCAUCAUCACCAUCAUCAACAGCAACAGCAGCAGCAACAGCAACAGAAUCCCUUCCAGAGCCAGUCCCUUCGAUCGUCCUUCCAGCCGAGGAAGCGACAGUUUGACGUGGCGUCUCUCUUGGCACCUGAUGAUCAGCAACAUCAGAUCGAAGAGGAUGUCCUGGGGCCGGCCAAGUCGCGUAGGUUUAGCUGCAGCGAGGACGAGCAUGAUUUGCCGGAGGCCGAUCAGGACGACGAGGACGUCGAUGUCGACGUAGUCGCCGAUGCGAACGCCUUACCGUCGCCGAGCACGCCGCCGUCGGCUAGUCCGGAUAUACCUAAAGUCGUGUCUCCGGCCGCUCAUUGGAACCAUCAGAGUGUACAAAGCGGCGGUCAACAGCAGCAACAGCAACAGCAAGCGCUAUCGGCUGUACACCUUCACAAUCAUCUGCACGUCAGGAAUUACUACAUCCCGGCUAAUUCCGCCGGCGGGUCCAGCGUCUAAUGGAGGGCUCGGAAGAAGCCGGUCGGUUCGCAUGACAGGUAGCCGCUCAUGUCUGCCGAGUGUCCACGAGGCUCCUUUUCUUUUCACCGCGUGCUUUUAAAAACUUGUCGAAUAUUCGGUUCUAUCGUGUCGCCUUGUUUUCUAAAAACAAAAUCGUCUGGAGGAUACGAUUUUCUUUUAACAAAAGUGUCGUUAUCCUACCGUUGUCGAGUAAAUAAAUGAGAGAUGCGAUACGUCUCAGGAGAAAGGACGAUAAAUACAAAAUUAUAUUUUCAAAUUGAUUUGAACCGAGCUUUAACAGAAUUCUAAUUGAGACUUGGUCGCGCGAAGAUAUUGCAAUAUUAAAAAGUGAAAAGUUGUAAAUGGGACCGUCCCAUUAAAUAAAUAAGCGAAAGUAAAUCAAUUAACGAUAGAUUUUCUCGGCUUUAAGUUGCUAGAAAAAUCUGCCAUUGCAAAACGAUAAAAAUGAGAUACUUGAUGAUUUGAGGAUGAUAUAGACUUAAGCAAUAAUGAUUGAAUCAUAGAAGAAUCAUUUAGAAGUUAUAACGGAGAACUAUGUUGCAUUAUUUGUAUUAUUUUUAUAUUAUUAUAUAUAUAUAUUUGUUAUAUAUAUUUAUGUGAUUAUAUUUAUAUACCAUUUAUGUAUAUUAAUUAUUGAAAUCGCGGGCGCGUGUUACAAGUGUAUUUAGGUCUAUAUCAUUCUCAACACUGAGAGAAAUAUUUGGUGAGAUAGCAAAAAAAAAAAAAAAACGUUUGAAUAGUAAUCAAAUGAAUUUUAUAGUUGUAAUUACUAAACAUAUAGUUGUUUCGACCAAACAAUCUACAGCCUUAACCAAACAAUUGUUUUUAUACGACUUAUGACUAAAUGGUUCGUUAAAUAUAACCAAGUUUUUGGUACCAAUAACUGCAAAAUUCAUUUCACUAUUUAACUUUUGAUUAAUAUUUCUCUCGGUGAACGCCUCGUACAUUCAGACACCGAAAGAAGGCAGAACGUCUGAAAAAUAUUCGCUGGACGUUUCGAAUUAUUUCUUAAAGGUUUAUAUUGUCCGGGUUUGAAUGCGACACGCGUGAAAAAUACGCGUAAGUUGACCUCCGAAACGGAAAAGCUAGGCGGAAAAUUGUUGGGUGUCGCGUGUUAACGUAAUCACGCGAGAAAUAGAUCAGUUGUCGAUUAUAUUUCUAGCGUCACAUGAGGGUCACAUUCUCGCGUGUUAUUCAUUGCUGUGCGUUCUUACGUUUAAUUGGUUUACGACGAAAACUUUGCGCAAAGUCGUUUUGUCGGCCCUUCAACGGGAAACGGAGUAAAAGAAACGAGAGAAGAAUCGUAUUUUCAAAAAUGAUUGAAAAAUUGAUAUUGAACUUGUAUGUUUGCUCGGCGUACUUGAAGAUCAAAGUAUUCAGACAAUAUAAAUGUUCAAGAAGGCGAUAUGAAAGUCUUGCAAAAGUGUCUCAGGAAUAUUUUAAUUUUUUUCAGACGUGCUUCAAAUUUAGAAUUUCUUGCCGUUUGUAGAUACGGGGCUCAAGUAUCUCAUUUUUCUCCUGAUUUAAUAAACAGAAAGCCUCGUGUAAUAACGGCUAGCUCUCUCUGUCGACGGUUAACCGACCUUUUUCAUCGAGCGUGAGGAAUAAAUUUCGAGUUCGGCAAUUCGAACGAGGCAAGCUUUGGCUAUGCCCGAAGAACUUGUACGUGUAUUAUAUAGAUAGAUGUCUAAGAAAAAAUUAUGUAUAGACUGGAGUUCGACGGUGGAAUCUAUGAAGCGUGUAACAAUGGUCAACGAUCAUCGUGCGAAUUGUGAAUUGUGGUAUGAUGAUUCGUUAAUCGUUAAUCCCGACGCGGUCCGUUUAUCUUAAAAGUGACACGCAAAACCCCGUACCAUAAAUGUUACUUAAAGUUAAUACGCUUAUCUAACGUAAAGUAUCUAUUUAUAAUAUCUAUUGCAGUACCUUUGUACACUACAGUAGAAAAUCACAAGUUUGUAAGAGGAAAAAAUGUGAAACGGAUCUUUUUAACGCCGAGGUCGCCCGAAAUUCGCUGCACUUUUGGGAUGAGCGGCUCGCGUUAACGCUGAAAGAUUCUACCGGCGAAUUUAGGACUUUUUGUAAAUAUACGCGAGGACGCGCGGCCCAGUUGCCGGAAGAGGCAGCACAGAAACUACUGAUACGUACGCGGGGCAUUACGUCAGACUGAUUGCGAUCUCCGCUUGUUCAUAGUGUAAUAUAAAAGUCGUUUAGGGUCUAAGAUAGCGCAUCCCUAUUGUAUAAUCCACGUUGGUAGAGACGGUAAAACGAAGAUAUAUAUAUUCUGUACAAACCCGAGUACUUUUCCCCCACCCUCCUCCUCCUCCUUCUCCUCCUCCCUUGUAUGUAUGUAUGUAUAUGUAUCGAUGUAUACGUACCUGUGCGUACAGAAUUCAGAUACGCGGAUCCGCGAAUGUGCGAUCGACAGUGACGAUCGCGUUACCGAUGUCGCACCGGUGAGAAACGCAAGACCAUUUUUUCACAGUUACCUCGUAAGCACACGCCGGCGGCCUCUCUCUCUGUUACUGUCUCGAACUGCAACUGAACUUUAAUAAAGUUUCUGUUCCCACGAA